This is a messenger RNA of Drosophila elegans, 3626 nucleotides long. Its product is annotated as mediator of RNA polymerase II transcription subunit 15. NCBI's taxonomy places the organism in Eukaryota, Metazoa, Arthropoda, Insecta, Diptera, Drosophilidae. The coding region runs from base 360 to 2786 and encodes 808 amino acids. The transcript has 8 exons. The record is from RefSeq and is a predicted model, not a curated record.
UGGAACGUGAAAGUCGACGGAGGGCCAACGCUGCGGAUGAAAACUUCGAUGCGAUCUGGAAACAUUUGAAAAGCGCAGGCGUGCAACGGUUUUUUCGUGGCAUUUUUUUCGAGUGUGGUGGCUGAGUGAAAAUCAAACGCAUUUCGUGCAUAAUUUGUGGAAUUUUACACGUUGUAAAAUCAAUUUUAUUGUGCAAACUAAUUUUUUGCAAUUUUGUUUGCUUUCCGUUGCUGUGCGGCAACAUAUGAAAAUAAUGCAGCCACAUUAAGCGGGCAAACAAUAACCAAAACAACAUCUAAAGAGUCAGCAGCAUUACAGGGCACUAAAACCGGAGGAAGAGUGAUCUCUUCGGGAUCAGGAUGUCGGCAGCCACGCACAUGGCGAUGCCGGCCCAUGCAGUCGUCCCACCACCCGGAACUCCGCCGGUUUUGGGGGGCAGCGGGUGCUCCAAUCUCAGUCUGCCGGCGGGAAAGCGCGGCCACAAGCGCAGCGUUUCGCUGGAGAACAACGCUCCGCUGACGCUGCGGAGCACUCCUAGCUUGGGUCAGUCCUCCCUGGGAUCACCCCUGCUGCACUUUGGGCAGGGCCAUGGUCAAGGUCAAGGACACGGGCAGGCCUUCCACACGGGCACAUUGAAGUCGCGACAGGAGCAGCGCCGCCUGAGCCAGAAAUUUGGGAGCCACAGCAAUCUGGACGACGAGGGCGUGGGUCUGGGAGUGGGCGUGGGUGUGGGCAUGGGCAUGGGCAUGGGCCUGCAGAUGCGCAGCAAGUUUCAGAACAUACGUCAGAUGUUUGAGCUGAGUCGCAGCUGCGUGGGUGGCGGGGGCGGCGAUGGCCGUGGGGGCGGGGCCGAGGAGGAGGCCAUGCAAUCUCUGCCAGCAACAUUGCCGCAGCCGCAGCAACAUCAGCAGCAACAGCAGAGGCGGACCACGCCCAUUGCCGGCGGAAGUCGCCAGCAGCAGCAACAACAAUUGGGCGAGCCGGAACAGACCAGCGGCAACUUUCUGCGACCGAUCGCCUUCAAGCCCAUUCCGUUUGAGCCGGACUAUCGCAUUGCCUGCCAACAGCAGCAGCAGCACCAGCAGCACUUGCAGUUGCAGCAACAGCAGCAGCAACAGCUGCAGCUGCAACACCAACAGCAGCAACAACAGCAACAGCAGCAACAGCAGCAACAGCAACAUCAGCAACAUCAGGCGCUGCAGUUGUCGGCGGAGGGCGGACAGGCGGGGAGCGGGGCCGAGCGGUACGGCUACGGAUCGACGCCUUCACUUGCCCCACUACCCACCGCAGUCGCCCAGAAAUUUGGCAGUACCACUGAUUUGCGACACCUGGCUGCCCGGCGUCGCAAUCAUCGUCUACUGCAGCGCUCCAGCAAUGAGGAUGCCCUGACCCUUGACCUCUUGAGUACUGGGAGCCACGACAGACCCGAUGGGGCCAGCAGCAAGAGCAGCGGCACAGUGGUGGGCAGCAGCGACCUGACGCCCUCGCCCUCGGACUCCGGAAUCUCGGAACUGGAGGCGGCGCUGAAGGAUCGCGACUCGGAGCUCUCGUACCUGCGACAGGCCAUGGAGCACAAUGAGAAAGACAAGGAGGUGUACUGGGAGCACGAGACGCAGCGGCUGAGGCUCUUCUACGAGGGCCAGCAGCGGGAGUGCCAGCUGAAGCUGCGCAAGAUGGAGCAGCUCCUCGGACUGCAGCAAUUUCAGCUGAAGCAGCACAAGCUGCGCCAGUCGGAGCAGGUCAACCGGCUGCAGCAGCAACUGGAUCUGGCCAGGGACGCCGGCCAGGGGCUCCAGCAGCAGGUGGACGCACUGCGUCACCAACUGGAGGACAGCGAGUGGCGCGUCUGCGAGCGCAAUGGGGAGAUAGCUUUACUCAAGACGCAGCUCAAGGAGGCGCAUCUGGAAAUCAAUAUGAAAGAUCAUGCGAUUGUCAGCCUGAAGCACAGCAGCAACACCAACAGGAGCAGCAGCAGCAGCAGCAGCAGCAGCAAUACCUGUGACACAACCACAAGCCAAAGUCAACCAAAGCAGCAGGCGAAGGAGGAACAGCAGCAACCGCAGCAACAGCAACAGCCGGAGUUGCAACAGCAACAUCAGCAAUAUCAACAGCAGCAACAGCAACAGCAGCAACAGCAACAGCAGCAACAUAAUCAUCAGCAACACAACCAUCAACAACAGCAGCAACAGCAGCAACAGCAGCAACAGAAACAACAUAAUCAGCCUGACCAGCAGCAAUUGCAGAAAAUCAUUUCGCUGAAGGAUCAGGUGAUUGGAGCCCUGACCAGCGAGUUGGCCAAGCUGCGCAAGGAGCUCUCCGAUCUGGCCAUUGCCCAUGAGUACGGCGAGGAGCCGUGCGGCCGGUACACUCGACUUAAGCAGCAGUUGGACAACCUGAACGAGAUCUGUCAGAAGACAAGAAAGUACACAACAGCAACAGCAACAGCAUCGCCGGCAGCAGCAACAUGUCCCCAGGAGUUGCCCAAAUUGGAUGUCCUGGUGCAGCGAUUGCAAGUGGAUCAGGGACAGGCGCCGCAGCAAACGCUGGACACCCUCAUCGAGGAGUCCACCACAUAUGCGGAGGAUAUAGCCAAGCUGCGCCAGAAACUGGACGAUUUUCGCUUGAAUCUCGAGCUGGAGAAGCGCCAGUGGUGCGCCGAGAAGGACAAGGUCCUGGGCUACCAGAAGCAGCUGCAGGCCCACUAUAUCCACAUGUACCAGAAGCUGCGCUGCCUGGACAGCGGGGGAGCAGCAUCUGGUCAACUGGAGGCCACCAAUGGCAACUGAAGGGGCUUGGGGGAUUGCAAUGGUGCUAUCGUCGCUGAAACCAUGGGGAAACUGCCCCUAACAUAUAUAUUUAUUUUCCACAACAGAUGAUUUUAAAAUAAUAGUAGUAUUUGCUUGUUCCAUGAAUGCUAAAUUAGUUCAAAAGUAAAUAUAAAUUCUUGCAAAUGUAAUACUAUAUACAAAUGUAAAGAACUUACAAAUUUUUCAGUUCUGUAAUUAAAAACAGAUGUUCAGAAGUUCAAAGUUUCUAAAUUGUUGAAAAAAAAAACUAAAACAUAUUUUGUUAUCCCUUAAAUAGCCAUACUACUAUUAUUUUUAACAGCUGUACGCAAAUAAACUCUCUUAUAACUAAUCAAAACGAUUGGUUGAAACAUUUUCAUAGACAAAUGUUUUUAAUAUAUACAUUUUUCUGAUUUUAAAUCAGUAAAGAAGUACCGAAAGCUAAACCUUUUAAAAAUUAAUACUUCUUUGUUUGGUAUCCAUGAUUUUGCUGGUAUAAAGUGUACACUGUUUAUACAGUCAAAAUAACCGUGUUUUGGAUACUGUUGCGCUAUAUUUAAUCUAUAUAAAAUGAUUAGGGUUAGUGGAUAAACACAUUAACUGGUCAACAGCUCCUCUACUCUUACCUUUACUACAUAGUACCAUUGGGGUUUGAAGUUGUGGUACCACAAACAUUUUUCCUACUUGACCAGUGAGUUAGGACUCUUUCCUCCCUUCGGCGAUAAAUAAUACACGAUUUUCGAUAUUACUAGAGUUGAUACACACAAAACUCUUUUUUUUGUUUUUAAUAUUUUACAAAUAUAUAUAUGUAUACUUUUAAUUUAUUAAAUGUAAUUACAA